Juglans microcarpa x Juglans regia is the source of this 1595-nucleotide messenger RNA. RefSeq names its product probable LRR receptor-like serine/threonine-protein kinase At3g47570. Gene Ontology annotation, biological process: protein phosphorylation. Gene Ontology annotation, molecular function: ATP binding; protein kinase activity; protein binding. Bases 1 to 1383 code for a protein of 460 amino acids. The transcript has 3 exons. The record is from RefSeq and is a predicted model, not a curated record. NCBI's taxonomy places the organism in Eukaryota, Viridiplantae, Streptophyta, Magnoliopsida, Fagales, Juglandaceae.
AUGAAUUCGCUAUGUGGCCAUCUGCCACAAGAUAUUGGGAAUUUGAAGGUGGUAACACAUAUAGACUUGUCGUGGAACCAAUUUUCAGGUGAGAUCCCGGCUGCGAUUGGAGGACUGCAAAGUUUGAAAACCCUCUCCUUAGCGCAUAACAAUUUCCAGGGUCCUCUGCCUCAGUCAUUUGAUGGGUCAGUAAGUGCAGAAUUUUUGGAUUUCUCUGAUAACAACUUGUCAGGAAUCAUUCAUGGGAAUGAAGCAUUAUGUGGUCCACCCCGAUUGAAAGUUCUACCCUGCAAAACUAGUACUAUUGGACGAUCAAAGACAGCAGCUGCGGGUGUUCUAGUAUAUGUUCUACCACUACUGAUAGCAACAAUCCUUGUACCGGUCCUUGUACUUGUUUUCAUAAGACGCAGAAGGAAGAAUGCAAAACUACCCAGUCAGGGAGACUUGUUAACUGUAGCAACGUGGAGAAGAAUUUCUUACCUAGAACUCGAACGAGCAACUGAUGGAUUUAGCGAAAGUAACUUGGUUGGGAAAGGGAGUUUUGGCUCGGUGUACAAAGGGAUACUUUCAGACGGGAUUAGUGUUGCAGUGAAGGUUUUUAACUUGAAUCUACAAGGAGCAUUAAGAAGUUUUGAGGCUGAAUGUGAAGUAUUGUGCAGAAUUCGUCAUAGGAAUCUUGUCAAAAUCAUCAGUAGCUGCAGUAACAUUGAAUUUAAAGCCUUGGUACUGGAGUACAUGCCCAAUGGGAGCCUCAUGCAGUGGCUGUAUUCUCAUGACUUCUUUUUGGAUAUCCUACAGAGAUUGAACAUGAUGAUAGAUGUUGCAUCAUCAUUGGAAUAUCUCCAUCAUGGUUAUUCUGUUCCUGUCGUUCAUUGUGAUUUGAAGCCCAGCAACAUUCUCCUAAAUGAAGAUAUGAUUGCACAUGUUGGGGACUUUGGCAUUUCCAGAUUCUUGGGUGACGGAGAUUCCAUGACCCAAACCAUGACACUUGCCACUGUUGGUUAUAUGGCACCAGAGUAUGGAUCACAAGGGAUCAUUUCCACGAGUGGAGAUGUAUACAGUUAUGGCAUUUCGCUGAUAGAAACCUUCACAAGAAAGAAGCCCACAGACGAAAUGUUUGCCGGAGAAAUGAACCUAAAACGCUGGGUAAAAGAGUCACUGCCCCACGCAGUAAUCAAAGUUGCUGAUGCAAAUUUGCUAGAGAGAGAUGACGAGCAUUUUGCUGCUAAGCAGGAGUGUAUAUUGUCCAUGAUGAAACUUGCCAUGGAUUGUUCAGAAGAAGCACCUGAAGAGAGGGUAAACAUGAGAGAAGUCAUAACAACACUCGAAAAGAUCAAAAUGAAUUUCCUGAAGGAUGUUGGAGGCCAGAGCUUGAAAACAUGAAAUUUAUCUAUAGGUUCUUCCUUGUUUGUGCAUUUCCUAGUUAGUAAUUAAUUAGGAUACUCCAUUGACAGAUCAGUAGGGAAGAGGUCAAAGCAUGGAGGGAAUGGGUCAUUUGCAAAUAUUCAUUAAGAUAAAAUUAUCAAUGCAAUGAGUUGUCACAAAACCAAUGAAGUAAUGUUGCUGAACGGUUGUACGACUGAUUAUUAAUUAAG